AUGGCUUGGAAGAAGAAAGGUAUAUCGAAGCCGGUGGUGAUUUCCGAUGAGGUGGUGGACGACCUCCCUUCGAUCCAAGUUGAGGUACCUGAUCUGUUUCUUGAUGAUGAAUUUCAUGAUCCAUGUGAUGAGCUGGAGCUGGAACGUGGUGUUGAGUUGAAGCAGAGAUCGGCUAAGGAAGUAUGGAGUAAGUUUAAGUCGAACCAGGUACUUACGCCCUCUACUCGUCUGAAUUAUAUUGAACCUCUGAAAUUGGGUGACCAAGUUGUGGCCCGACUAGACAUGGAGGAGGUUGAGACUGAAGCUUCGUUCUGGAAGAAUGCGAUUGUUUGCAUUGUCCUGGGAGCUAACCCACCCUUUAGAGUAUUUGAAGGAUUUGUCAAGAGAAUUUGGGGCAGCUUAGGUGUUGAUAAGAUAGUGAGAAUGCAUUCAGGUUUUACCCUUGUUAACUUCAGGGAUGAAGCGACCCGGGAUCUGAUUUUGGAAACGGGGGUUAUACACUUUGAUAAAAAACCGGUGGUUCUUCGUCCUUGGACACCAGAUAUGGACUCUAUGAGAAUGGUCAAGUCGGUACCGGUUUGGAUUAGGCUGAAUGGUUUGGGUUUGCAAUACUGGGGAAAAAAUAGUCUCAGUGCUAUGGUGAGCACAAUUGGGAGACCGAUUAUGGUGGAUAAAGUGAUGCAAAGUAGAUCGAUGGUGAAAUAUGCGAGGAUAUUGGUGGAUAUGGAGAUUUCGGAUCAUCCUCUGAAAUCUAUUUCUUUUAUUAAUGAAAGGGAUCAAUUAACUGAACAAUUGGUGGAGUAUGAAUGGCUUCCCUCUAAGUGUGCUGCCUGCUCGAAUUUAGGUCAUGUUAUGGAAAAUUGUAACAAGAACAAUGGUUUGAGUUGGAGGAAGAAACCUACUGAUGAGAAUGGCGCAAAAACAGACAAGAACAUAUUCAAUGCAGAGGAGGAGAUUCAACAGCCUUCUGGGUAUGUUAGUCCUGCUCCCAGAGCGGGUAAUUCAUCUAGUAUUGGAGAGGAAGAGAGGGCCAAUAGUUCUCUAGAGCAAAAGGUUUCAAAGGUUAGUAGUGAUGUUCAGAUUAACUCAAAAGUUGCUCAGCAAGCUGGAAAAGGGAGUUCUGAGGUUGCAGGAAGCUGGAUUACUCCCAAAAGGAGAGGUGCUAGACAAGGGGUGGCAAAUGCUCACAAGUCAGAUUUAGCUCAGGGCAAGACUAUUUCGGGCAAUGGAUAUGCUGUGCUACAAGAUUCAGGGAUUGGUCAUUUGGUUACUAAAUCUAUCCCAAUUAAGUGA
Molecule: messenger RNA, 1293 nt
Organism: Humulus lupulus (European hop)
Lineage: Eukaryota; Viridiplantae; Streptophyta; Magnoliopsida; Rosales; Cannabaceae
Exons: 2
Coding region: 1-1293 (430 amino acids)
Source: RefSeq, a predicted model, not a curated record